AAAAGAAAGCUGACCAUAGCUAUCCCACCAGUGCGGUUCCUAUCACACAGGAAUCAAGAGGCCCUGAGGAAACAGAUGGUUCCGUGAUGAACAAAACUGAGCAUGUAUGGAGUCCUGACAAAGCUACCAAUUCUCUUUGUCCCAGUAGUGAAUAUAUAAGAAGUCCAUGGGUGAAUAAACUGGGGCAAUAUCCUUCUACAAAAAGGCACAUGACGAUUGGCUUAACGACAAUAACCAGGCCUAAUGGAGUACAUUAUCUUUCCGAAACGAUCCAAAGUUUGCUGGACAGCAUGGAUGAGGAAAACAGAAAGCAGACAUUUAUAGUUGUAUUUCUCGCAGACUUUGACAGGGGAAAUAAACAGAUCAUAACGACAAACCUGUCAAAGCUGUUUCAUAGAGAAAUCGAAGAAGACAUCUUGCAUGUGAUCGAAACAUCGCCAAAAUAUUACCCCCAGCUUACGAACCUUAAGGAGAAAUUUGGAGAUUCAAAGACCAGAAUCUACUGGAGAUCUAAACAGAACAUAGAUUUUGCAUUUCUGAUGUGUUACUGCCACGAACUUUCUAACCUCUACCUUCACGUCGAAGAUGACGUCAAAGCAUCUCCGAGUGUAUUUCAUAAGCUGCAAGGAUUCAUUUCGUCGCAGAGGAAACCUUGGCCAAUGCUGGACAUUUCUUACAUGGGUCAUACUGCAAAAGUUUAUCACUCAGAGGAUCUAAGGAGCAUUGCAUCUUAUUUCUAUCUUUUGUACGCUGAAAUGCCAGGUGACUGGUUGAUAAGAUAUUGGCGACUGGUUAAAGUCCCAGAGAAUGCAGGAUUUAUUUUACCAGCGGCUUCUCUUUUUCAACACCAUGGUGUACAUUCCUCUCUACAAGAAAAGAGUUGGCCAGUCAACAAAACUUACGAUAGAUACUUUGAUGUCUAUGAUCACAAGUACUGGGGAAAAAACCCCUCAGCAGAAGUGUCUUCGUCGAUUACGCCUAAUCAAGGGAAACCUCAAGAUGCUUACAGAAGUGGCCUUGGAUACUUGUGGGGAAGAAACGUCAAGCAAGAUGACCAUGUAACAGUGCGCUUUAAUUCUGUCGUUAAUGCAAGCAAAGUAUUUGUGGAUACAGGCUCAAAUCUAGCCAUGAAAGAUUUUCUCAGGUCUGGUGUUUUACAAGCAAGCUUUGUCUCUGGGACAAACUCGUCAUCCUGUGGAAAGUUUGACACUGUUGUCCCAUUUAAAGACGGUAGAGCCCAAGCUAUUUUUAACAAAAUGAUCUAUUGCUUACGAAUUUUGGUUACUAAGGAUCAAAAUGAGUGGCUUUUUCUGAGGGAAAUAAACGUUUGGGAAGCGGAACGAUUAGCAAAUGUAAAUCUUUAAAUUUUAAAAGCUGAGUAAUAGUUACGUAAUAGACUUGAAGGCGAAAGAGCGUUUAAAUUUUGUCAUUAAAAUAAGCGUGCUGUAUGCAUAACGAUAAAUUUGAAAAUGUGAAUCUACAAAAUCCUCAGACCCCGGUUGUUCGUUGCUUGGAUAACGUUAGCGCUAUCCACGGGAUAAAUCUUUAUCCGGUCGUGGAUAGCGGAGUACGUUUUGCUAUCACUUAUCCCGCGCUGGAUACCGAUUUAUUCUUUGGAUAGCACUUUUCACCCUUUAUACGAAUGGGCCCAGAAGUACAUGUGCACGUCUCAGCGUCGUUCCUUUGACUUCUUUACCUUCGGUCUCGGCAAUAGCGAGGAAACUGAAGUGGUUAUUCAGUGAUAAAACGAUUAGUUAAUGACUAGUUUGAGUGUGAAUCUACUAGUGGUCUAUCAAAGAUGCUAAAGCCUGAUUGGUUACCCUUACUCACAGUCUAUUAGGUGUUGGACCAUGGAUAAUCUGUAAAGUGAUUCGCCUGACAGCGUGCAGUUGUUAACAAAACAAAAGAGAAAAAGAAAACGUUAGGCUGUCUUAUGUUUUUUGCAGACUAGUAGAUUGAUGCUAAAACAAUUUGAUUACAGUGGCUCUCGAUUUCUACGCCUCCGGCUCGCGAUUUACAUACUAUUCUUGUUUUUUCCUAGCAUCCCAAGUGGGUUAUUACCCGAUAACUCGAUAGAAAUGCGGUCCAUUGCUUUUUGGCAAUAGAAUUGGCGAAAGAAAGUUCCGUCUAUUGCUUAAAAAGCUAUUGCACAUGGGCUCGCCGUCGCAAUGAGGAGCACGCAAUCCAUAUGUUAAAUCGACGGUUGUGUCAUGGAAGUACCAUUUAGCGAGGGAAUAAUUAAGAUGUUUGGUGCUUUUUCUUUAUUCAAUAGUUGUGUUUCUGUUCAGACGAGUGCUAUGUUGUUCAAACUGCGUUGUGACCUUUUGGAUUCGGGAGUAUAAUUUAGGAAAUAUAUUUUACGAAAGCAGGCAUAUAUAGGAUCAAAGAGAAUUUCUUUGUGUCCGCUUUUAUAUAAGGCUACGUAGACAUAAAAAAAAAAAAAACUUCUAGCAAUUUCUCAGUUGUUGUUGCAAAACAAAGUUUCUGUUUGUAAAAAUACUGAAUUUCGUAUUUGCAUAUUUACGGUCAAUCCACUUUCGCCAUGUUUGAAAUCUAUGCUUAUACCUAGCGACUAGUUGUAGCCUCCUCAGACCAAUCACAGAACAGCAUUUCUCAUACGGUUGACAUCCUGUAAUGGCAGCUUCUGAUCUCAUCACAUAUGUUCCAUACGUAGGCAAUACAGUGUGCACUUCCCAGUCACACCAUAAGGCUGACCACAACUCGCUGGCGGAAUCACCGUCAGGAUGUACAAAAAGCUUAUAAACCCGGGUUAAACAAGAAAUCCGUACUUUUGUAAUCUUUUGAAUUUUGCUCAAAUUGGCGUGGCUUGGAAAUGAAACACGCAUGAAAUCAAAGUAAUAGGUAACAAAUAGUAACGAAAUACGGAAACUAACACACACAAAAAACACUUUAGGCAGAACGAGAAUGGUGCGUAAGUUAGUCAUCUCUGCGUAACAAAAACGAUGUCUGCAUUACACCGUAAUUUGCAUGACUACUCACUCAGAAUAGGCGUCGUGUUUUUGUUCUGAGAUUGUUAUUUAAGCAAGAUUAUGUCACCAUGACAUCUAAACAAAGUUCAACUAAGAGAUAGUUGAACCAGAAUGCUCAAGUAGAAGUUUCUGGCAGAUGUCUUUAUCGAGUUUUCCUCUAAAUGCCGUCUUAUUUUGUCGCGAAAAAUUCCCACCCUAAAGUUUUGCGUGAAAAUAACAUCACUGAGACCCGCCUUCCCUUGAGGGACAAUUUUCAUAGCUGCGGUAGCAUUAGCGUGGUUAGCGUUUCGGUUUUUACAAUAACAAGCAUAGCUUUAUAAAAACAGCGUUUGAAAAGAACAUAGUAUUAUAAAAGCAAGUUUCGAUUAAAAAAAUGUUUUUUGUUUGUAUAUUGCAUACAUUUCUGUAGCUCAUGCAACGUAUGACACGCAAGGCCAAACACCGCGAAAACUAUUUGCUGCGCAGUGAAUUCUCUUCAUUUAUUCGAAUAAAUCUGAAUUCCCUUCAACUUUAGGGUCAAGAAAACUUGUUGCAGGUAUAGUUUAGAUACAUUCCACAGAAAUCGCGUCAGAAACAAGAUUGGUUAUCUCUUUUAUUUGGUCAAGUAUUCUCAAACAAAGCCCUUUCUUUCUCGUUCAUAAAUAGAGUUCAACUGCACAUACAUUUUGACUUGUAUUCUUGUCAAUGAAGCCCUCAACUUGCAAGUAAUCUGCACAUAUAUACUUGCAAUCUUCAAUUCUGCUCAAACUCAAAAAUGAGAUUUUAUGACCAGAAUGUCAUCAGUUGAGCUCAAACAAGGACAAGGGAACUUUGACUACAAAUGUAAGGUGCUGCAAUAGAAUUAUAAGUUAAUAACACAAACGAUAUUUUCUUCACUUUUGUUCAGAAAGUAGCCCACUAAUUGAUAAACUUAACCUUUACACAAAGUGUCUUCAUGUUUAAGCCAUAAUUAAAUACUGUAUGUAGUAACUUGCCCUUACACAGUGUCUUCAUGUUUAAGCCAUAAUUAAAUACUGUAUGUAGUAACUUGCAUGAAUCAAAUUAAGUCUGAAAUAAGAAUCUACAGCAUUAAGCUUACUUUAGAAUCAGUCUACAAAGCAAUACGACAAAAUGUGAAAAAAAAUAAAUGUUUCCCCAUUUCCUUACAUCAGCAGGCACCAGCAGGCUUACCCCCCACACAGUUUCAAAUAAAUUUUACAACGUAAAGGCUACUGAUGAGAAUUUUUUUAUAAAAAAAAAAAAGAGCUUUUCAAGUUCAUGAUCAUAUCUUAAGUUCUCGUGACCAUAUACUGUGUGAUUCAGAUACUUUGCAGAGAAAUUAGAUGCGAGUUACUCUUCAGAGUUAAAGGGUGAUAAGACAACUGAGGGAGUCUGGGGAAAAGACAAAGUGUAUGGUCUCAGAAAAUAGACAUUAUAUAGACAUUGUUCCAUGGAAUGUGGGCACGAACAAUGUUUAAUAAAUGAACAAGUAAGCGCAGCAAAGGAGUGAAGUUUUUGAUGCAUUGCAAUGAGUCAAUAAAAAUCAUUCAAGCAGUUUUAAUGGUAUGUUUUUAUUUCAUACAUACUGAGAUUUUUUCUUACUGACCGACACAUUUCAAAGAUUGGAAGAAAAAGACUGUGAAAAUACAUCAUUCAUCCAAUCAGAGACACUGACCAGUCCUUCAAAUCUUAGCAUGUAUGAAAUAAAAUAUAAUACUAAAGGCUCGACACAAACAGUAGCCAACUAGCCAUCAGUUUUGGCUGGUGGUU
Stylophora pistillata is the source of this 4739-nucleotide messenger RNA. RefSeq names its product alpha-1,6-mannosyl-glycoprotein 4-beta-N-acetylglucosaminyltransferase. Gene Ontology annotation, biological process: protein N-linked glycosylation. Gene Ontology annotation, molecular function: acetylglucosaminyltransferase activity. The record is from RefSeq and is a predicted model, not a curated record. Lineage: Eukaryota; Metazoa; Cnidaria; Anthozoa; Scleractinia; Pocilloporidae.